GCGCAUCUCUUGACCGAAACGCACCGGCCAGCCAUGAGCUCCGAGCAUUUGGUGUACGACGUGGAGAAAGGGAGCAACGUGGUCGUGGUGCGCGAAAAGCCGCAGGAAGAAAACCGCUGGAAAUGCCUCAGCAUCUGUUCCCUCCUGCUGCUGCUGGGCGCCACCUUCGUCUUUGCGCUUUUGCAAUUUGGCGCUUUCAAGCAGUCCGAAUCCCAGGACUCUAAGGAAAACGGAAGCCCAUUUUCUGAAGGAGGGUUGCCACAGACAAUGAAAGUGCAAGCCUUGAUGUCCAGGAAACCAGCUGCCCAUGCCCUAGCUUCCCGAGCACACGGCCAGCAAUUGUUCUGGACCACAGACGUGGCGCCCUCCAUACUUGAGAACGGCAUGAAGCUGGACAAAAGCGACAACUCCCUUGUGGUGCCUUCGACCGGACUCUAUUUCGUCUACUCCCAGGUCAUGUUCCAUAGCGACACCUGCCCGGAAUCCCCUUUGCUGCUCAGCCACACCAUCUCGUGGUUUUCCUCGCAGUUCAACAAGAACGUGGAAUUGCUGAAGUCCAUCAAGUCCGCUUGCGAGCGCGGAAGAAGCGCCCAGGGCCACAAGAGUUUGUGGUUCGAAUCCAUUUACCAGGGGGCUGUCUUCAGGUUGAACAAAGGGGACCGCCUGUGGUCCAAAACCGAAUCACCUCAGUAUCUGGACUUCGCCCAACAGGGACAGAUAUACUUUGGGAUCGUUGCCAUGGAGUAAAGAAAAAAAGAAAUAAAGACUCUCCUUCUGUGCCAUAGUUACAACUCACUUGCUCCUCCUACUCCGGCCUCCGCCAUUCAAAAUACAAAUUUGAGGAUGAGAAACAAGAGACUGAACCCUGAAUUGGCACCCCAGUGAAGGAGGUUACUUCUGCUAUGGAAAGA
Lacerta agilis (Sand lizard) is the source of this 911-nucleotide messenger RNA. It is a transcript of the gene TNF, whose product is annotated as tumor necrosis factor. Gene Ontology annotation, molecular function: CD40 receptor binding; tumor necrosis factor receptor binding; cytokine activity. The record is from RefSeq and is a predicted model, not a curated record. Gene Ontology annotation, cellular component: cell surface; membrane. Gene Ontology annotation, biological process: extrinsic apoptotic signaling pathway via death domain receptors; immune response; positive regulation of transcription by RNA polymerase II. The transcript has 5 exons. The coding region runs from base 34 to 747 and encodes 237 amino acids. Lineage: Eukaryota; Metazoa; Chordata; Lepidosauria; Squamata; Lacertidae.